AUGGAUGACCCGGCGAGCCGUUUGCCUGGGCAAUUGCUGCCUCAUAUGCAUCUAAUUUCUCACAACCGCUAUCCGAAUAUGCACAUGAUGCCCGCCGAGACCGCCGUGGAAUACUUGACUAGCGCACCCCGAGUCUGCCAGCAGAAGCCUGUGCACUGGACUCUUCUGGAUGGUCCUGCUGAUGGUAGUGUGAUGCUUACCUGGCAGCCGAUGGCGCAUUUGGGCAAUAACUUUGCGAGUGACGGUUAUGUCUGGGCCGAUGCUGAACAGGCCUUUAGCUUUGAAUCGCGAGGCUAUACCGUCGAGAUGUUUGUGCACCGCAGUGGAUAUCACCCCCCACAUGAGAAUAUGGCCUCUCACACCCGAAAGCGCUAUCGCCUUGUUUCUUCUAAAAUCCCGAACGGUCCUCAGCCCGACCCUGCAUUGUGGAUCGUUCACUAUUCACGAGCUCCCCCAAAUGACCAUAUCUCCGCCACCCGUAUUCCAGUGACACCCCAAGUGCAAAGUAUGAUGAACCAGCGACGCUUCUUGCAAACUCAAGGUCAACUGAGUCGCAAGGAAUUCAUGCUCCACGACCGCAACAGCUGGCCGACAAUUCCUUUCCCUCAACAAAUCUCUGCGCAAGGCUUCCCUCAACCCCCGCCUGCUUACGCAAACCCUGCUGCACAGGCCCGACCUGGAUUUUACCCACCUCAGGGCCAUCCCGCCGCCGCCGCCGCUGCCGCUGCCGCUCACCCAUCAAGCAAAGCCCAGCGUUCACACCGUGCCUCUUCCGCUGCCAUGGCUGCCAAUAGCACUGAUUUUGCCCUCGAGGAUGAGGAUGUAUCAAGCGGUGACAUAAUUGAUCAGUUCGGCGUGCGCGAUAUCAGCAGAAUCCGCUAUACCCAUAACCACGAAAUGAUGGAUGAGAUCUUCGCAUCACCUGUUGCUAUUUCGCAAAUCCAACCAGUCUCACUUGGAUUAGGACUGAAAGGAGAGCUUGAGAGUUUGACAACAGGGUUCUUUGACGCUCCAGAUGGUAGAGAAGGUCAAGACAGCGACGCCCCAGUAGCAUCCAAGUUGGGACCUGCUAAAGCAGAAGAGUUUGCGAACCGGGUCGCCAAGCAAGUGGCCGACACAAGUGCUGAGAUUGAGAAUCUGAAGAAGAAGCAUGCGCGUCGAAUGGAGCAGUUCAAACGUAGCUCACUUUUCAAAGAUGCUGAACUGCGCCUUCGAGAGGCGGCUGCUGACCCUACUGAAACGGGUUCCGAAGUGUGGAGAUUGGAGGGCCGAAUUGUCAUCCCCUCGGAGGAUGAUGAAGCACCACCUACGGAAUAUGUUGAAGAAAAGGCGAAAUACAGAGUGGAUGAUGUGGUACGCGAUGUCGAGUCUGCAUGGAAGAAACAGAUCAUGCCCGAGCCCAAGGUCUCCUGUGUGGAGAAGGGUGGUCUCCUGGAAAAGAUUGAGCCAGAACACAAGGAUGAGCCCGAAUCCUUCGCCAACGACAUGGUUAUGGAUCAUGCCGACAAUCUCUUGAACCAGUUCAGCAACACAGAGAAUGGAGCUCCUGCACCCUCCGUGUCAGGUGCUAAUAUCCCAGGCGAUGUCGAUAUGGAUCUUGGCGAUCACCUCGGCGGUGCCAAUGGUGAAAACAAUGACUGGGUAAUGGUUAAUAAUGAAACCAAGGAUACCGCUGGUGGGGAUUCGAGCUUGGAAGGGGCUGCAUUUGAUUUUACCAACAUCGACAGUGCAGGUGAUGCGCUGGCCGCCUACUCCGAACAGCAUGACGACCUUGACCUCCCUGAUCUUGACAACUCGGCAUUUGGAGAUGCCUUCCACGCCUCGGAUAAUGAACACUCGCACCACCAAGAUGCCGAUGAGAUGUCGUAG
Penicillium verhagenii is the source of this 1869-nucleotide messenger RNA. RefSeq lists its product as uncharacterized. NCBI's taxonomy places the organism in Eukaryota, Fungi, Ascomycota, Eurotiomycetes, Eurotiales, Aspergillaceae. Gene Ontology annotation, biological process: chromatin remodeling. The coding region runs from base 1 to 1869 and encodes 622 amino acids. The record is from RefSeq and is a predicted model, not a curated record. The transcript has 3 exons.